AUGUCCUCCAUCGCCUUCGACGAGCUCUCAUAUCCGGGAAUCAUUGACCACAUCUUCGCUUACGCCUCUCGCGAUGCCCUCCUCAUCAUGCGCCAGGUCUCGCGCGCGUGGCGAGAUCGGGCGGACGCGCAUUUCGUAACCCGUGUGACCAUCGCCCAGCGCUCCGUCGGAGGCAAGUCGGUGGUCGAGAUGCGCGGGCCACUCGGCGUAAUCCCCAGACAGGACUGGUACGAGACGAGUGUUGGCGAUGCGACGCGCGUCCUCGACCUCGGGUGCGGCGGCAGUGCGGCUGCUCUAGCCGGUCUGUGCCGACUACACAAGCUCGACCUCCUCCGCGACCACGGAUACGUGAUGCGGAACCGGGCACCGCUCCCCCCCGCCCGCGCAUACCUCAUGAACCGCGUCGGCGUCGACACAUUCUCGUCGUACUGGGACCACCUCGUCAUCUGCCUCCCAUACUUCCAGCCCACGUUUGUGCCGCUCGAGAACGUGUUCGGAUCCCACGGGUCCUUCCCCAAGUCACUCGCAGGCGCAGUUCAGAACGUGCGCGGUACGGUCCGCCGGCCCUCUGUCCUCGCCUCGUCCUUGACAUUCGGGGACAACGGGCGUGCAUCGCACCUCGCCGCUCCGCAUCCACGGGUCAGUGCCCUCGGUGCGGGGCAAUACACCGGCUUCGUGAUCCCCCUCUCCCGCCCGUCGAGGAGCUUCCACGUCCCCGGAGCGUUCACCAUCAUCCUCGCUCGUCCACCGCCAGACUUUGCUCCACGUCCACAAGGCGUCGCUGCGUCGCGCCGUGCACCGAGACGCGCCGACGACUACGAGGGCACGUUCCGCAACAUGUCACGCCGCAUCGCCAAGAUCGUCGCGGAUGGCGGGCUCGUGCCCAUCACCCUCGUUGGGUUCGAUGGAUGGUUUACGUUCCUCCCGCACAACCGCGUGUGCUCGUACGACACACUCAUGGACGAGAUCCGCCGCUCCCUCACCGACUUCCUCAAGAGCGACGAGGGUGUCGAGGAGCGAAUGUCCGCCAUCGAAUACCUCUCCCUGGACGAGUACUGUGAGCGCGUCGGAAACGAGCGCUUCGUCCUUGAGACCGAGUUCGCCGACACUAUGGGACCCGGCCCGGAGGACGACGGCGAGGGCCGCACGACCUGGACGCCGUCAGUGGGCGUGGCGGCCCAGGGUCCACAAUCGUUGCCCGCGUAA
Cutaneotrichosporon cavernicola is the source of this 1206-nucleotide messenger RNA. RefSeq lists its product as uncharacterized. The record is from RefSeq and is a predicted model, not a curated record. The coding region runs from base 1 to 1206 and encodes 401 amino acids. Lineage: Eukaryota; Fungi; Basidiomycota; Tremellomycetes; Trichosporonales; Trichosporonaceae. The transcript has a single exon.